Messenger RNA from Effrenium voratum, 781 nucleotides. NCBI's taxonomy places the organism in Eukaryota, Dinophyceae, Suessiales, Symbiodiniaceae. The record is from the annotation of a GenBank genome assembly.
AGCGCUUUGUGCGAGCGAGUUCGGGACCCUCGAGCCUGGGCCAUGUCGGUUGCGUCGGCGCUGGCGGGUCACGACCCUGAGUUGUUGCUGUCUAUUUUGCACGAGCUCAGGCUGCGGGGCCACGAGGCGCCUGCGACGCCGACACCGUCCACGGCCUCCACCGCCACCUCGCCCAGCGCCAUCGGCCCGAAGCACCUGGCGCUGGCGGACUUGCUGAAGCCCAGGCCCGAGCAUGAGCGCGCACAUUGGCGGGUGGUGAGCCCUCAGUCCAAGUUCCGCGCCAGCUGCGGGUUCCCACUGGUGUCCCCAAGUAUGCAGCUAGGCCAUUUGGAGGUCCGCUUCAUCUUCGAGCCAGGGCAGCACUGGGCACGGCUCUCCUCGCGCGGCAAGCACCGGCGCGGGGAGGUUUCGAGCCAGUUCGGAUCCCUGCAGCUGAAAUUCGGGAGCUCGACCAGCGAGCCAAGCGAGCGAGUGCGCUUCUACUUCUGCGUUGGUAAGUUCACUCUGGGCCCCUUCGGCGCCUCAAGCUGCGCCUCAGAGAAGUGUGAGCUGCCGGAGGAUUGGGGGAGGAUGGUCAGGGACGGGGUUCUGCACGUCAGCGCUGAGCUGAGAUGAAAAUCGCGGAAGGCUCGCCGAAGUGAGCCUUCGGCGCCUUUUGCGCUCGGCUCGCUCCGGCGGGGAACCAUUAUUGUUGAUGAAAGCUCUUGAGUACUUCCAUGGAUGCAUUUUGAGAGCCCGCCCGGGUUCCGUUUUUGGUCACGAAGGUGAGUCAGCUUCAGGC